Penicillium longicatenatum is the source of this 273-nucleotide messenger RNA. RefSeq lists its product as uncharacterized. The record is from RefSeq and is a predicted model, not a curated record. NCBI's taxonomy places the organism in Eukaryota, Fungi, Ascomycota, Eurotiomycetes, Eurotiales, Aspergillaceae. The transcript has a single exon. The coding region runs from base 1 to 273 and encodes 90 amino acids.
AUGGCACUUAUGCACGCCAUGACGAAGCAUGUUAUCAUUUAUAUCCCAAGUUUCAGAGUCUGGUCAGGCAUGGGUGACUCCGAUGCAAGGGAUGGCAACCCCAUGAAGGGGGCUCCCCCAUUGCUAUUGCAACGAGACACUGCAGCCAAUGAAGACCCGCUCGGGUACAGUGCAACACACCCUGUGGUCGAUCUUAUUGCCCUUCUCAAGGGCUGUGAUUCGCUAAUCCCCCUUUUGCAUCCCAUUUGUCUCAUUCUUCGUCCCGAACUAUGA